UCCGUGCAGCUCGACCAGGACACCCGUUCCUCGAGCUUACGAUCCCGCUCGCCUUCCUUCUUCCUUCCCGGUCCUCUCUCAUUUCUUCAGAUUCGACAUGGAUCACUCCAGAGACCCCUGCCCCUGGGUUGCCCUGAGCGACUUCGGUGGUGCUUUCUGCAUGGGUGCAAUUGGUGGUGCAGUCUGGCACGGUGUGAAGGGUUUCAGAAACAGCCCCUACGGAGAGCGUCGGAUAGGUGCUAUCACAGCUAUCAAGGCUCGCGCGCCCGUUCUCGGUGGUAACUUUGGUGUUUGGGGUGGUAUGUUCUCGACGUUCGACUGUGCGAUCAAGGGUAUCAGAAAGAAGGAGGACCCCUACAAUGCUAUCAUUGCUGGUUUCUUCACUGGUGGUGCUUUGGCUGUCCGUGGUGGUGUCAAGGCCGCCAGAAACUCCGCCAUCAUGUGUGCUGUCUUCCUGGGUGUGAUUGAGGGUGUCGGUAUCGGUUUCCAGAGAAUGAUGGCCGAUAACACGAAACUAGAGCUUCCUCCUCCCCCUCCGUCCGACAAGGCCAUCGCUUAAUUCACCAAUCCCUUCACGUUAAGACCUACGAUUUCCCCCGUUGUCAGCAAUAUGCUCA
Messenger RNA from Aspergillus sclerotioniger CBS 115572, 617 nucleotides. RefSeq names its product protein transporter TIM17. Gene Ontology annotation, biological process: protein import into mitochondrial matrix. Bases 98 to 559 code for a protein of 153 amino acids. The transcript is spliced from 4 exons. The record is from RefSeq and is a predicted model, not a curated record. Lineage: Eukaryota; Fungi; Ascomycota; Eurotiomycetes; Eurotiales; Aspergillaceae. Gene Ontology annotation, cellular component: mitochondrial inner membrane; TIM23 mitochondrial import inner membrane translocase complex. Gene Ontology annotation, molecular function: transmembrane protein transporter activity.